ACGUUGACCUUUACACUUCAUGGUACUCGUAAGAUGUCAGUGCAGUAUCACAUGUUUAUAAAUAAUUGCUAUUUUCAGUUCAAUUUAAUCCAGGUGUUAUUUUAACAGAAGCCAUGCUAGGCUUAAUUUACUUGAAAAUAGUUCAUAGGAUAUGUUUAAUGAAAUCGGCUUUAUGUCAGUAUGUGCAUGAAUAGACUAAAUAACUAAAUAAGAUCUUAUGCCUAGGCACUUGAAUAAAAAAUCAUUAAAUGAUAAAUUAUUUCCUUAAUAAACCAUUCACUUAAUACUUAUUAUAAUUUCCCAAUGUACUCUCUAAUGGGGUAAUUACAACAUCAGUAUUAAGUGAAGAUUUUAAGGAAAUCAAAUGUCCUGUGAUUUUUUUUUUAAUGAUUUAGAUAGCAUUUCAUAAAUGUGUAUGUUUAUAUAAUGUGCUGCUGGAUCUAUAUAAUCACAUAAUAAAACCAAUUAAUAGUUCAGCUACGGUAUGCACAAUCAAAUAAGGUAUGCAACCAGUGAUUUUAAAUUCUUGUCAGAGCGCUAUUUUGGGUUUGUGGCCUAGCUCUUCAACUUCUACCAGUCAGUGGCCUCCGUCAUCUGGUUGACUGUUCUGCCACGUUGGGGUGUGUGCAAAUUAAAAAAGAGUGAUUUAAAAAUUUCAAUUAUUUACAAUUAAAAACAGUUAUUGGCCUAAUGGUUUUGUAACCGAGCCUUGAAGGUGUCAAGACUUGGUGCCAGCACAGUUGAGGUAAGGUUAACCCAUAUUGAAAUAGAGGAUGCAUUAAGGAGUUUGUCGGUUGACUAAAACAACAUGACGACUGCAGCCAGUGACCAGUUUUUGAAAUACACCCUGCUGAGUAAGAAUGUACUGUCAUUGGAUGAGCAAGAAUUGUAUGAACUUUCACAGCUAGCUGGAGUGGUGCUGGACCCCAGUGUCUUCAAGAUCAUUAUGGAUUUGCUAAAGAUGAAUGUGGCCCCACAGGCGAUUCUGCAGGUCCUCAUAAGUAUAUCAGGUCAGAGGCCAAAAAAAAUCAGCUCACCAGAAAGCUCCCAGAGGUCUCACCAGACGGAGGCAGAUCGUCGUGUGAAAUCUCGCAGUCGAGUAGUCAGUGCCAGAAAACCAGAAGCCCGAAGAUAACGAUCUGCUGCUCUUGUGGUUGCAUGAAAAUGAUUAAUGAGGAGAUACAAGGGAAAUAACUCUUUCAAGGCGAAAAGCUAUAUGUAACGGUGGGCAGCAUUAAAUCUCUUAAUGAAUUUAUGUACAAUUAUUACACUAUUUGAAAAGAACUUUCUUAUUUAUUGUGUACCUUGCAGCAGGGUACAGGAAUUUUUUUUUUUUAAUGUUUGUUUUUUGUAAUAAAAUCACCUUUUUACAUGUUGUAAAAUUGUAUAAUUCUCUUUACAUAUUUUUAUAAAUUUUGAAUUAUGA
Messenger RNA from Ostrea edulis (European flat oyster), 1426 nucleotides. RefSeq names its product mitotic-spindle organizing protein 2-like. Gene Ontology annotation, cellular component: spindle; centrosome. Lineage: Eukaryota; Metazoa; Mollusca; Bivalvia; Ostreida; Ostreidae. The record is from RefSeq and is a predicted model, not a curated record. The coding region runs from base 809 to 1135 and encodes 108 amino acids. The transcript has 3 exons.